Messenger RNA from Malaclemys terrapin pileata, 2195 nucleotides. RefSeq names its product regulator of G protein signaling 14 (gene RGS14). Gene Ontology annotation, molecular function: microtubule binding; G-protein alpha-subunit binding; GTPase activator activity. Gene Ontology annotation, biological process: regulation of G protein-coupled receptor signaling pathway; signal transduction. Lineage: Eukaryota; Metazoa; Chordata; Testudines; Emydidae. The record is from RefSeq and is a predicted model, not a curated record. The transcript is spliced from 15 exons. Bases 112 to 1893 code for a protein of 593 amino acids.
GUGAGUGUGCUGUGCUGCUCCUCCCGCCGGGGCUGCCCGCAGCCUGCUGGCCUGCGCGGGGCCUGCCCGCCGAGCCCCAUGCUCCCUGCCCGCACAGCCCCCCGCUGAGGCAUGCCUGGGAAAGCAAAGCCCCUGGGCGUUCAAAGCGGCCACAUGGGCCUGGCUGUGUCAGAUGGAGAGUUAAACAGCUCCAGGGCCCGGGGCAGUAGCCACAGUGUGCACAGCCUGCCUGGUGCCCAGAACGCAGGCUACACUGCGCAGCUGCCCGUGGCCAGCUGGGCCGAGUCCUUCGAGACACUGCUGCAGGACCGGGUGGCCGUCACCUACUUCACUGAGUUCCUGAAGAAGGAGUUCAGCGCUGAGAAUGUUUACUUCUGGCAGGCGUGUGAGCGAUUCCAGCAGAUCCCAGCCAGGAACACACAGCAGCUGGCCCAGGAGGCCCGGCAGAUCUAUGACGAGUUCCUGUCCAGCCACGCGGUCAGCCCCGUUAACAUCGACCGGCAGGCCUGGAUCGGGGAGGAAAGGCUGGCCAGGCCCACCCCCGACAUGUUCCGAGUCCAACAGCUCCAGAUCUUUAACCUGAUGAAGUUUGACAGCUACGCGCGCUUCGUGAAGUCCCCGCUGUUCCAGGCGUGUGUGAGGGCUGAGAAUGAGGGGCAGCCGCUCCCUGACCUGCGGGCUCACUCCCGGAACAGCAGCCCCCCACCCGACCUCGGCAAGAAGGCGAAGCUGAAGCUGGGGAAGUCCCUGCCACUGGGGGUGGAGGUGGCCAGCAGUAGUGCUGGCAGGAGCCCCCAGAUGUCCUUCAGGAGAGAGGAGCGGAGAGAGCCCUUGUGGACAGAGGUGGAAGAUGGCAAUGGGGGCUCGUCCCUGUGGCGUGAGUCCCAGGGCUCCUUGAAUUCCUCUGCGAGCCUGGACCUGGGCUUCCUCUCGUCGUCCUGCAACAGCAGCAGCAUGGCAGGCAGCUCCCGGGCAGAGAGCCGCAGGAAGAGCCUGGGAGGCACGGAGCCCGACCCGCAGGCCAGGCCCAGCAAGUACUGCUGUGUGUACCUGCCGGACGGCACGGCCUCGCUGGCCUCGGUGCGGGCUGGCAUCUCCAUCCGCAACAUGCUGGCAGGCCUCUGUGAGAAGCGCGGCUUCAGCCUCCCUGACAUCAAGGUCUACCUGGUUGGCAAUGAACAGAAGGCGCUGGUGCUGGACCAGGACAGCAUGGUUCUGAUGGACCAGGAGGUGAAGCUAGAGAACAGAGUCAGCUUUGAGUUGGAAAUUUCCCCCCUCAGUAAAACAGUGCGAAUCACCGCAAAGUCGACCAAGUGCCUGCGGGAGGCGCUGCAGCCUGUGCUGGGGAAGUAUGGCGUGGAUGUGGAACGGGCACUGCUGCGGCGGCAUGGGGAGCCAGGAGCCCUGGACCUGGAGAAGCUGGUCAGCACCGUGGCUGCGCAGAAGCUCAUCCUGGAAGCUGCGACAGAAGUGAAAGCGACAGGUGCUGGUGACACUGUUGUGACCACUUCCCCCCUUCGGUGCAAGGAGGCCGCCCCCACAGGCACAGAGGUGGAAGCAGACAUGCUGUCAGAGGUGCCCCCCUCCAUCACCAGGUCCAGGCCAGCAGCCCUGAGAGGCAUGAACCGGUGCACGUAUGACCUGGAAGGGCUGGUGGAGCUGCUGAACCGGGCCCAGAGCUGCAGGGCCAACGACCAGCGUGGGCUGCUCUCUAAAGAGGUCCUGGUCCUGCCCGACUUCCUGCAGCUGCCAGGGCAGGAUGCUGGCCCCAGCGAGAGCUCUGAGCGGCAGCAUGGCCCCUGUGAUACCAGCCUCACCCCAAAGGGGGCUGGUGCCCCUUGCCCCCGGGAUCCCGCACUGGCGCAGCCACCUGUCCACUCUGAACUGCACUGAGGCCCACGCUGCACUUUCUUCAGAGCCAGCCUUGAGGAUGUCUGGCCUUGAGUUGGGGUCAGCCCCAGUGCCCUGGCCAAAUCCUGCCUCCUUAAACUGCCCUGGCGGUUUCAGGAAACUACAGUAUUCUCCACUUCCUGUCCUAAACUGUUGUGUAGUGUUGCUGUGAGUUGUUAAACAGCUGCCUCAUUCCACCCUAGAGGUGGCUGCAUCUCAGUGGCAAGUGAAGUGAGCCUGUAUAUAGUUUGUAUGUCAGUUAUUUGUAAAGCACUUUGGGAUGUAAAAUAUGCCUGAUUAACAAC